Messenger RNA from Solanum pennellii, 699 nucleotides. RefSeq lists its product as uncharacterized. The transcript is spliced from 2 exons. NCBI's taxonomy places the organism in Eukaryota, Viridiplantae, Streptophyta, Magnoliopsida, Solanales, Solanaceae. Bases 1 to 699 code for a protein of 232 amino acids. The record is from RefSeq and is a predicted model, not a curated record.
AUGAUCAAUAAGAAAAAGAGUAAUAUAGAUUGCUUCCAGAUUCUUCAUACAAUCUCUGUCUCUGCGUUUCUUCUUUCUUCUUCUGUUUCUGCUUGUGUGAAUUCACAAACUCAAUAUGGUAUCAGAGCAGUGAUCAAGGGAUUUCUGAAGAGUACAGAGGUAGAAGAUAAUCCCCAGUCGAAUCACAACCAUCCACUUCAUCUUCAAGCAUCAGACAUACCUGGUGUUGCCUUGAUUCCUAUGAAGCUCACAGGACCAGAGAAUUAUGGUGUAUGGAGCAGAUCUAUGCGAUUAGCAUUACUAGUAAAAAACAAACUUGGAUUUGUUGAUGGCACAUGCGUUAAGAGCUCGUACAAGGGAGAUCUGGCAGUUAGAUGGGAAAGAUGUGAUGCAGUUGUGUUAUCCUGGAUAAGUGCAGCAGUUGCACCAGAGUUAAUGACUAGCAUAGUAUAUGCUUCUAGUUCGAAGAAGAUCUGGAAUGACUUCAGGGAAAGGUUUGAUAAAUCCAAUUUGACAAGGAUUUUUCACCUAUGGAAAGAGAUUAGUGUAUUGUCACAAGGAACUGAUUCUGUAACAGCUUAUUAUUCCAAAAUGAGAGAUCUAUGGGAUGAGAUGGAUGUAAUGGUGCCUUCUCCGUCUUGUGAUUGUGUUGAAUCAAGCUCACAUGCUGAACAUGUCAAACAGCAAAGGUUAUUGUAA